GUAAAAACAGCUCUCAACAACCAGUCUACAGCCUGCGACGGUUGGAAGCAGUAAUGCACAAAAAUUGGCCCCUAUUUGACUCUUAGAUGAACAAACUAUAUGAUCAAAACUAUAAUUCAGUGCAUUGACUUAUAGUUGCACUUCACAUGUCCUCUCCGAAAUCUUUGCACCAGAAAAAAAACAAAGAAAACACCACAGCAGCAGAAGCCAUACAUAUAUCUAUUUCAUAUAAUGCAGAUUCAUCACCAUGGAUGAACCUCUUCUCCCCAAGACGGCAGCAGCAGCAGCAGCAGAAGCAUCCAACAAAUCGCCAUUAAAGAAAGAAUUCCCCUCUGGUUUCCUCGACAUCAAUACGUCCACCGCUCAUCUCAUCAACGACAGCAUAAUUCCCAUCAUCACAACACCCAAUUCUUCUUUCAUAAACCUAGUAGCCAAUUUAAACAAAAAGAAUAGACUCUCCCGGAGGUCAAACUCGGCACCUUCCAUUAUAACGGACGUGAAGGAAGCCUUUCAGGAUUCUUUGGACCCAAGACCUGCAAGAAAAUCAACACCUGUAGUCGUCAGGCAAGCUUUCAUCGGUAUUGUCAUAUAUUCCAUAAUUGGCACCACAGUAUAUUUAAUGAAAAGUGGAAGUUUCAAAGGCACUGAAACAGUAAAGCCGGUGGAUGCCCUGUACUUCAGUGUGGUCAGUCUUUGUACCAUUGGCUACGGUGAUAUUGUCCCAGACACAACAUUCACAAAGCUAUUUACAUGUGCCUUCAUCUUAGUUGGUUUCGGGUUUAUCGAUAUAUUGCUUAAUGGGUUGGUUACAUAUGUUCUGGACAGACAAGAGACAGUAUUGUUGAGCACUGUUGAUGAGAAUCGAUUAAAUAUGGUUCGAACAUAUAUGAUAGAUACUGCAAAGGGGCGAAUGAGGAUAAGAAUGAAAGUAGGGCUGGCUUUGGCAGUUGUGAUCAGUUGCAUUGCAAUAGGGACAAUUACAGUGCAUUAUUUAGAGGGAAUGAGUUGGGUUGAUAGUUUUUAUCUAUCCGUAACGUCUGUGACCACAGUGGGUUAUGGGGAUUAUGCCUUCUCUACGCUAGUGGGCAGGUGUUUUGCUAUAGUUUGGCUAUUAGUAAGCACACUAGCUGUUGCGAGGGCCUUUCUGUAUCUGACUGAGCUAAGGAUUGACAAGCGUAACCGUAAGAUUGCCAAAUGGGUUCUUCAGAGGAAGAUGACACUAGGGGAUUUAGUGGCUGCAGAUCUUGACCAUGAUGGAGUCAUCAGUAAAUCUGAAUACGUCAUUUACAAGCUUAAGGAAAUGGGGAAAGUAUCAGACAAGGACAUCUUGCAAAUAUGCAACCAGUUUGAUAUGUUAGAUAACAGCAACCAUGGUAAAAUUACUGUUGCAGAUCUCAUGGAAAGUGACACUGAUUGAUCCAAAGCUAUCUUCCUUAUUGGAAAGGAAAAUGCCAAGUUGUCGAGAUCUCGUGCCUUGGAGAUGGAACCCUCCACAGACUACAGAAACGAAGAAACAUGAAAAUACCUUCUGUUUCUAAAAUAUAGAAGAAUAGAAGAGGGGACAAGAUGCUAUCCUAACUGUUAAUCUCUUCAAAAACCAGUCAAAAUGGCUGCACUAACUGGAGUUAUUAUUUGCAACUUCUUUCAUAUAAAAAGCAAUCCCCAGCUUCAAAAUUGUUUCCCAUUAUUGUUUCUACCUCUAUCUGGGCUAUCUGGAGAGAAAGGAAAUCAAGAUUGCAUCAAGGGGUAAUAUAGGUGUGCUGUUGGCAUAACCAGAUUAGUUGUCUUUGAGGUGAUGGAAGUAGCUGCUAUUCCUUCCAUUGAUGAUCUUUGUAAUCAGUAUUAGACUUGUGAUUUUCGUGUUUUACACUCACUUCCAUGUUUAUAGGAAGUGGUCUUUUUCAA
Molecule: messenger RNA, 1905 nt
Organism: Cornus florida
Lineage: Eukaryota; Viridiplantae; Streptophyta; Magnoliopsida; Cornales; Cornaceae
Product: two-pore potassium channel 3-like
Exons: 2
Coding region: 248-1417 (389 amino acids)
Biological process (GO): stabilization of membrane potential; potassium ion transmembrane transport
Cellular component (GO): plant-type vacuole membrane
Molecular function (GO): potassium ion leak channel activity
Source: RefSeq, a predicted model, not a curated record